CAAACGCCACCACUCUCCACAAUAGGCCCUGGCGGCCUGGCCCCAGCUCUCUCUCUCUCUCUCUCUCUAAGGAGCUUUGCGAAGUCUCAAUCUGAAGCUCCCCCAUCUGUUGCCAUGGCGGCCGGACUUUGCGUCGCCGCGACCCCUAAACCCUUCCGUCUCUUCCACCACUCCCACCUCGUACAAAAACCCACUCCCCUCUUCACUCCCUCAGUUCUCCGCCACAGAACAAUCCACAAAUCCCGAAGGAAAACAUUCUUCACUGUCUGCGUCAUCGUGGAGGACCAAAAACAAAGUAGUCAGCUGGGGACUCUUAAAGAUGAAACUACCGAUGGUACGAAUUAUCAGAUCCCAUCCACUCGUGCGGCUGAGAGGUUGGCCGUGAAAAGAUCCGAGAGGUCCACUUAUCUAGUAGCUGCUAUCAUGUCUAGCCUUGGUAUUACUUCCAUGGCUGUCAUGGCUGUUUAUUAUAGAUUUUCUUGGCAAAUGGAGGGGGGCGAGGUACCUUUGUCUGAAAUGUUUGGUACAUUUGCUCUCUCUGUGGGUGCUGCUGUGGGUAUGGAGUUUUGGGCAAGGUGGGCGCACAAAGCUCUAUGGCACGCUUCCUUAUGGCAUAUGCAUGAGUCCCACCAUCGACCUAGGGAAGGUCCGUUCGAGCUCAACGACGUUUUUGCCAUCAUCAACGCUGUCCCAGCCAUUGGUCUCCUUUCCUAUGGUUUCUUCCACAAAGGCCUUGUACCUGGUCUGUGUUUUGGUGCUGGUCUUGGCAUUACAGUGUUCGGCAUGGCCUACAUGUUUGUCCACGAUGGUCUGGUCCAUAAAAGAUUCCCAGUUGGGCCAAUUGCCAACGUGCCCUAUUUCAGAAAGGUCGCAGCUGCUCACCAGCUUCAUCACACUGAAAAGUUCCAUGGUGUGCCAUACGGUUUUUUCUUGGGACCUGAGGAGCUGGAAAAGGUGGGAGGCUCGGAAGAGUUGGAAAAGGAGAUUAAUCGGAGGAAGCAAAUGAUCAGAUAAAUUAUAAGGGACGUUCACGAGUGAUCAGUCUUCAUGAAUGGGAACCCGUUUUGUUACACAGAUUGAUAUGAGGCAACGUACGUAUAUCAUGCAUAUAUAUAUAUAUACAUGAUAUAGUUGAUCAUCAGGGAUAGAUAUGGUCAAUGGUUUUAAUUGA
Juglans microcarpa x Juglans regia is the source of this 1171-nucleotide messenger RNA. Its product is annotated as beta-carotene hydroxylase 2, chloroplastic-like. NCBI's taxonomy places the organism in Eukaryota, Viridiplantae, Streptophyta, Magnoliopsida, Fagales, Juglandaceae. The transcript has 7 exons. The coding region runs from base 115 to 1014 and encodes 299 amino acids. Gene Ontology annotation, cellular component: chloroplast. The record is from RefSeq and is a predicted model, not a curated record. Gene Ontology annotation, biological process: carotene metabolic process; xanthophyll biosynthetic process. Gene Ontology annotation, molecular function: beta-carotene 3-hydroxylase activity.